Messenger RNA from Brachypodium distachyon (stiff brome), 2505 nucleotides. RefSeq lists its product as uncharacterized. The record is from RefSeq and is a predicted model, not a curated record. The transcript has 5 exons. Bases 201 to 2159 code for a protein of 652 amino acids. NCBI's taxonomy places the organism in Eukaryota, Viridiplantae, Streptophyta, Magnoliopsida, Poales, Poaceae.
CGCUGUUCCGCCUCCGCCCCCCAAAACCUGAAGGAGCCUGAAGAAAAUGGAAACGAGCCCCCCAACGAACGCCGGCAGCCAGCAGUGAAAAGCGAACAGCGGCCGCGGCCGCGCCCACCUCCGUUUCCAUUCUACCCCAUCCCAUUCCCCUCCUAUUCCAACCACCAUCCCCAAACACCUGAGGUUUUUUCCGCUCGAACAUGGCGGAGUCGGAGGUGGAGGCGCUUCGGAAGGCGUACGCGGAGAUCAUGCUGAACACCACCAAGGAGUCGGCGGCGCGGGUGCUGGCGGCGGAAGAGCGCGCCGCGGUGCUCGAGGGAAGAGUCGCGGCGGCCAAGGAGGACGGCGUGGCGGCGCUCGUCCGGCUCAAGGCCAUCAUGGAGGCCAGGAUUAAAGAGGUAGAAUCAAAAUCUUUGGCGCAUGUUCGGAAGAUCAAUGAACUACAAGAGCAGUUACAUGGUGCUCAGAAUACUGUGGCCUCCCUUCAAGUUGAGCUACAGACAGCAAAUACCGAAUUGGAGCAGACAAGGACAACUUUAGCAGAGGAAAGAAACAAUAUCCUUCCAACCUGCGAUGAGAUGGAUUCAAAUAAAAACAGGAGCUCUUGUUCUAAGAUGCAUGUCCAAAGCAGAAGUGUCUCAUUGAAGAACAAAGAUACUGCAGAUGACAUUUGUUGCGUCCCCACAAGCACUGAGAGUGGAGCUGCUGAAAACAGGGAGAAUGUAUGUGGUACUGAUGUGUCAUCUAUAGCAAGAAACAAGAAAUCUAAGUUGUAUCGAUAUGGGUGUACACAGCGUAUUCGUGCUCUUAAACGGCGGAGUCCUCGUGCAGAUUCCUCUGAACAAAACGGCAUGCAGGCUAGCGUAUUGAAUAUCCGUUCGAAGAUGGGAAAAAACAAUACUGCUAGGAACACAAGGCGCACAAGGUCCAUCAUGGAACAGAUACUUGAAACAGAGUUUCAGGGGAACUGCAAGCGCAAGAGAGGUCAACGUCGUAGGCCUAGUUAUAAGCAUGACAGUUCUGAGGUGCAUGGGAAAACAGAAGAUACAUCAUCUGAUGCCUCUGAUAAAGAUGGGUGUUUGCAGCUACUUAAGGCACUCGAACAGGAUCUUUCACCUCCAAAUAUGUUUACCAGGCAUAGUGGUGAGGGCUUAACUGAUCGGAAGGAUUACUUGCCCAUUGGCGGGAAGGAUGCACCUGCACUAAUAGAGGCACCUGCACUCAGCAAAAUGCAGAUAGUAAGGAGAAAAAGAACCAAGACCGUCAGGAUUUCUGAUGAUGGUUAUUCUCUUUCCAAAAGUGCUCCAGGUAACACUCUGCGAACAUCAACCAAUAAGGACACCAUUUUCAAGAGUGAGCAGACCUCUGAAAGUAUAGAUAAUCAUUCUGAUACACCUGCCAGUAAGAAUGUUUCCGGUUUGAGUGUUGGUACUGAAAACUUGAUGCAUCCCAGUGAUGGCACUGAAAACUUGAUGUAUCCCAGUGACGACACUGAAAACUUGAAGCAACCGAGUGACGCCACUGAAAACUCGAUGCAUCCCAGUGAUCACAUUGAAAACUUGAUGCAAUUGAGUGACACCACUGAAAGCUUGAUGCAUCCGAACAUUGCCAGUACUGGUCAAUUUGAGUCUGGGAACAGCUCCCCACUAGUUCUUCAGUCAACCAAAAGGCAAAUUGACAGUGAAGGUGAAUUAAGAGUAGACCACCCAAAGUGCAGAACACCAGAAACUAAUUCAGCAGGCUGGCAAGAAGUAAAAGUGGACGAGAGUUGCAAUUUGGCUUUAGAUAGAUCUGGUCCUUCGGCCAUCAUCUCCUUGGACAAAGAACAAAAUGCAAUGGCAUCUGGAGUUCCUGUGCAACCUGGAGGCGCUAGACGUAUCCAAUACACAUUCAACCGCAGAAAACGCAAGAGUAUGUCUUUAGACAGCACUCCUCAAGGUGCUAUACCUGAGAAGGGUAGCAGUCUGGUUAAUCUAACUGACAAACAAGAGUCGCAGGCUUUGCCUGGGAAGAGUAGCAAUCUGGUUAAUCUAGCUGACAAACAAGAGUCUCAGGCUUUGCCUGAGACACAAAAUCUUUUGGUAGAGUCACCUCAAGAUGACAGUGAACUAGUCCAUGUUGCCCAACAGCUCGUUUUGUUGUCAGAGCUGAAGUGGUGAGAAAUUGCAGUACAUAAAGCUGGAGGCAGGAUUGGUUCGGCGGGACGAGAAGUCAACAUUUGGCGGCAGCAGAGAAAAAAUAAAAAAAUCUAGCUCGUAGCUUAGCAUGCAACAAGGAGGGGCUUGGCAAUUGGCAUGUAGUACCGGGAGGUGUCGAUGUAUAAAAUUAGACAAUAAGUUUGAAUGUGCUAUUUAGUUGGUGUUAAACUUGGAAUUAUAGUUGUAAUCAGGUGGAAUAUUAUUGCUAUUUUGUCGGGGUUAAACUUGGAAUUAUAAUUGUCAGCAGGUUGAAUUCUUUCAUUAUUGGGGCAUCGAAAACUCAAGCGUGGAUGUUUCCUGAAUCCAA